UUCUAAGUCUGUUAACAUAUAAAUCGAUAUACCCACUUUAUGAGAAAUUGUCCUAACCUACAUUAUAUGUCACCGAAUUGCACUAUUCUGCGUGAUCUUUGAUAUAUGCAAUUUGUCUACAGUCCUUCAAAAUGAGGUAGAAAUUUUCAUAACCCAUGUUUUUAUUUGAUUUUAGUACUCGAUCAUUUUGCUGACGAUCUUCAUCCUGCAAGUGGCCAUCGGAGUUUACCUCUUCCUCCAAAUUAAAGAUACACAUCAGUUCAAAUCAGCCAUCAGAGAGAAUGUUCAGAACACCUUCGAUAAGAGAUUCAGGAAUCCUGAGGCAAACGAAACCAUGAUGGUCACACAAAAAUUCUUGCAAUGCUGCGGUGUGGAUGGCCCAGACGACUACAACGGCGUAGUACCAACAAGUUGCUGUCAGAACUCCAGGGUGCAAUGUCCCAGCGUGAACAACAAUGUCUUCCACGAAGGAUGUGCGUCCAAACUUUACUACAAGCUGGAGAGCAGUUCGCAAGUUAUCGGAGGCGUUGCCAUUGGUAUUGCAGCAGUUGAGAUUAUUGGUGCCAUCUUCGGUUUGUGCUUGGCGAGCUCCAUAAGGAACCACUACCGAAGACACAUGUACGCUUAAGUCUACCUGAACAUCCAUUUUUUUCGUACAACGUCAGUGUAUUAUAAAUUUUUUUAUACGAGUAUAGAAAUUUGUCUUUUUUGAUAUUUUCAGAUGAUUAUACGGAUAUAGCUUUACAGUAGUUAUGAAUGUUCGCAGAUGCUGCCUGUAUUUUUAUAUCACUAUAUUUUGUUUUUUCUAAAAUUUUAUAUGUAAUGUUUGUUAUAUACAACCUGUCGUAACGACCGAACUUUAACUCCACACGCAUUUCAGGUACGUCUGACCAAUCUGGCUUUACAUUGGAUUCUUUUUCUGUCAAACUGAAAACGCCUAAGCCUACUGUAAUAAAGAAUGAUAAAAUUGACGAUUUUUUGGUGCAAUUUAAACGCAUAGCGGUCCGUAAACAAAGAAUUAAUUGUGAAAUCAAAAUCGAUCGAUUUGUCAUUGGAUUAAAACAAUCGUUUUUGGUUUUUGGCGUUUUCUACUUUGUGUUUCUUUACUGACAUUAUUGCUCCAUCUGUUACAUUUGAAAAUCGAGAAGAGUUAUUACAAAAUGGAAAAAAUGACGCAAUAUGUUCGUACAUAUGUUUUUAUUUUGUUGAAUUACUCCCUCUACAUACAUAUGUGCAUAAAAAUGCUAGUGCGGUUAAAGUGAAAUUGUUACAUUAAUUGAAAUUAAGAUAUAGUAGUUGUUAAGAUAAAGAUGAAUAUGCAUUAUUAUAUAUUAAUUUAUACGUGACCAAUAAAUCGAAACAGAAACAUAAGCAUUUAGUUUAUUUAAAUCAUUCAUGCUUUAAAUAUAUCUCAAACUGUUUUAUCAAGCCCCAACUCCCUGGGCUUCUCAAUAGACUAUUAUCCUUCGGUCUCGUCGAAGUAAAUACUACUUGUAGUACCAUCGUAUCUCACCAAACCCACGUGUUCAAGGCGCGCACGCAUCGAAAGAAAGCGGUACCGCGCUCCCCUACCUUCCCCCUCUCCGGCCGCCUAUAAUUCCUGCUCGUCAAACGGUUAACAUGUCAAUCCGGCGCACCGAUUUUUAGUGUUUCCGCACUGUCGAGGAAUCGCUAUUAGAAUUACAACAGGACAGAAGGUUGGCCGAUAGAUGUGCAUUGUCGGCGAGGUUCCUUUCGUCGCAUAGCAAAAUUAGAAAGCAUACUGUAAUAAAGAAUAAUAAAAUUGACGAUUGUCUGGUGCAAUUUAAUGUUUUUUCGUCAAUAUCACAGCGAUAUCCGUAAACAAAGAAAUAAUUUUAAAACCAAAAUCGAUCGAUUUAUCAUUCGAUUAAAACAAUCAAUAAUGUUUUUGGUUUAUGGUGUUUUCUACUUUGCGUUUCUUUAUUGUCAUGACCGUUCCAACUGUUACGUUUAAAAAUCGAGGAGAGUUAUUACGAAAUAGAAAAACUACGCGUAGAAAAUAUUAUACAGGGUGACCCAUAAAUCCUUUGAGCAAGAAAAAAAGGAAUAAAACCAAACUAGUUACAUUAUGAAGAAUUAUUAUAUUUUGUUAUCAUCUUUAUUGAAUGGGAAUUAUGUUUUAAAAAUCACAUCGUCUAAAU
Molecule: messenger RNA, 2162 nt
Organism: Acanthoscelides obtectus
Lineage: Eukaryota; Metazoa; Arthropoda; Insecta; Coleoptera; Chrysomelidae
Source: the annotation of a GenBank genome assembly